Cyphellophora europaea CBS 101466 is the source of this 3897-nucleotide messenger RNA. RefSeq lists its product as uncharacterized. The coding region runs from base 1 to 3897 and encodes 1298 amino acids. Gene Ontology annotation, biological process: transmembrane transport. The record is from RefSeq and is a predicted model, not a curated record. Gene Ontology annotation, cellular component: membrane. Gene Ontology annotation, molecular function: ATP hydrolysis activity; ATP binding; ABC-type transporter activity. The transcript has 2 exons. NCBI's taxonomy places the organism in Eukaryota, Fungi, Ascomycota, Eurotiomycetes, Chaetothyriales, Cyphellophoraceae.
AUGGCUCCAAUUCCAAACUAUAUCAAGGGCGUCUUUGGCUGGUUCAGACUUCUGCUGUAUGCGCAGCCACCAUUGCAAGAUGUGGCGCUCCUGUUCUGCGGCACUGUCACGGCCAUUGCAUCAGGAACGCCUGUGCCGAUACUCGGUAUCAUAUUUGGCCAGCUCAUGGAUGACCUGAACUCUGCUACCUGCGAAGCUUCCGACUCUUCACUGUUCACCCGGGACACGCUGCGUGCGAGCAUUAACAACAAGGUACUAACAGUUGUGUACAUCGCGAUAGGGAAUCUGGUCCUUAUCUACGUGUAUAUUGUCAGCUGGAAUCUUUUCGGGGAGAGACUUGCCCAGCGCGUUCGUGAGAAGUAUCUGAGAGACAUGCUGAGCAAAGACAUUGCGUUCUUUGAUCAUGUUUCCCCGGGAGAGAUGGCAAACAACCUGGACGCCGACGUGAAUGCAAUCAAGCAAGGGACGUCGCAGAAAGUCGGCGUUGUCAUCAACGCUAUCUCUUUCUUCAUCGCAGCGUAUACUAUCGCAUUCAUAAAAAAUGCCCGACUCGGCGGGAUCUUAGUGUCCCUGACACCAGCCUUUCUUCUCAUGGCACUGGUCGGAGGUCACUUCAUUGGGAGAUUUACCGGAGCCAUGUCGACAUCGGUAGCCUCGGCAUCAAACAUUGCCUUCGAGGCAUUGUCAAACAUUACGCUUGUGCGAGCGUACAGUGCAGAUGGAAAGCUUGCUGACCGCUUCGCCACUUUUCUGGCCGCCGCAAAGUCAGCCGGCACACACAAAGCGAUCACGGCAUCGGUGCAGGCAGGAAUGCUCUUCUUCAUCGCUUAUAGUGCAAACGCGACUGCUUACUACGUAGGCAGUCGACAAAUCGCAGACGGUGUCGAAAAUGAUGGGGGCAUCACGGUUGGGACAAUCUACACCGUCAUCUUCAUCCUCGUUGAUGCCACAAUCAUUCUGAGUACGGUGGCACCAUUCUUGCAGCUGUUCGGAGCUGCCCAGUCUGCGCUUGAGAAGCUCGAAAAGAAUAUGGAUACUGGCUCGACAGUAGACGGCAGGCAAACACUGCAGGUUACUGAUCGCGACACUCCAUUACUCAGAUUCAGUGGCGUUUCGUUCGCUUACCCGUCCCAACCAAGUGUCCAAGUCCUACGAGAUUUGACUCUGAGCAUCCCAGCCGGAAAAAGCACUGCUGUGAUUGGCCCCUCUGGUAGUGGGAAGUCUACUAUCGCAAGUCUUGCUCUGGGCAUGUAUCGUCCGUCGACAGGAGAAGUCUGGCUUGGCAACGGCCUAAUGCGCGACCUUUCCAUCACUUCUGCCCGAGGCCUGAUGAGUUUCGUUCAGCAGGAUGCAACUCUCUUCGACCGUUCAAUCUUGGAGAAUAUAGCUUUGGGCUUGAUCAAUUCUCCGCAACACCGACAUCUAAACCAGGUUCUACUUUCGGACAAGUUGGCGGCAAUCGCUGCUCGUGUCCGCGAGGGAGUUGAUAUCUUCCAGGCAGCAAAAGAUGCUGGCGGACAAUGUACAGAGAUCAUUGAACUUGUGGUUGACGCAGCAGGUCAAGCUGAUGCCGACGCUUUCAUUCAAAAUUUACAAGACGGCUAUGGUACCACUGUUGGAUCAAAAGGAGCUUUGAUCAGUGGAGGUCAGAAACAGCGCAUCGCUCUCGCAAGAGCGCUUGUGAAGAAUCCAGAAAUUCUGAUUCUCGACGAAGCCACAGCUUCCCUCGACUCAGCAAGCGAACAACGCGUGCAACAAGCACUCGUAGCGGCAAGUCGUGGACGCACCACUCUCACAAUUGCACAUCGCCUGUCCACGAUCAGAGAUGCGGAUAAUAUCGUUGUUAUGCGUUCUGGACAGAUAGUGGAGCAGGGAACUCAUGCAGGACUCAUGGCCGCCGGCGGCUUUUAUCUUGAGCUCGUUCAACUCCAGCAAAACACUGACAAGUCUGAACGACACAACAACCACCUCGACGACGCUAUUCAUGAACAACUCGACGACGUAGGACCGAAGGAGAAUUCUGAUGGCGCGGCUCAGGGAAGCCCUGCCCAGCCUUCGAAGCUGCCGAGUGCUGCAGGCAGUGAUCCAGAGAUCGAAGCCAAAAGGAGUAUUUCUUACGUGCUGAACACUCUUGGACCGAUGUUGAGGCCAAGCGCAAUGGUCCUUGUUGUCGCCUUCACAGCCAUGCUCAUAGUCGGUGGCACCUAUUCCGCAUCAGCUCUCAUUCUUGGCAACACCAUUGGCAGAUUAAGUCCUUGCAACGGGUCAGAAGCGAUCCGAAGCUCUGGAAGAUUCUUCGCCCUUAUGUUCUUCAUCCUGGCCAUAAUUGAGCUCUUGGCGAACAUCAUCAGCUGGUCAGGCUUUGGACUUGCUUCUGAAAGGUUCUUGCGGAAUAUCCGACUGCGGGCAUUCAAGUCUCUGCUCAACCAAGAUCAGGGCUGGCACGAAUCAUUCAACAGAACACCAAAAUCACUGCUGUCCUUGAUCACUGCGGACUGUAAUGCAAUUGGUGGUUUGACGGGAAGUACAAUCGGGACCAUACUCUCCAUCCUUGUGAACAUGGUUGCUGCGAUUAUUCUGACUCAUCUUGUCGCCUGGAAAAUUGCCCUCGUCUGUCUAGCGGUUGUUCCGCUUAUUAUGGGUACAGGAGCUAUGCAUAUGAUCGCCCUGGCGAGGUUCGCUGCCAGGCACUCGCAAGCAUUCAAAAACUCGAUAGGUAUUGCUGUCGAAGCUGUUGAGUCCAUCAAGACCGUCGCGGCACUUUCAUUGGAAGAGGAGAUUCUGCAAACAUACCGCCGCUCCUUAAAAGCUCCGACAAAGGAGAUGACGAAACAAAGCGCCUACUCUUACAUGUGGCUAGCGUUGGCCUACGGGCUGCCCACUUUCCUAUUCUCGCUCUCCUUCUGGUGGGGAAGCUCUCUGGUACUAACAGGCGAAUACACCCAGGUCGACUAUUACAUCUGCACAAUCGCCCUACUUGUAAGUGCCCAGCUUUGGGGUCAGCUCUUCACUAUUGCACCGGACGUGUCGAAGGCUUUCGAGGCUGUCCGAAGAGUGGUCAAUUUGUUCGAUCUGGACUCUUCAAAGGAGGGCCAGGUUCGAGGAGACAGUCCGUCGGCGGGAGAAAAAUCACUCUCGCCGCUCAAAGAUGCUGGAGCAAGUAUCGUUCUUGAGGACGUUCAUUUCGCCUAUCCGGCUAGACCACAGGUCGAGGUUCUCAAAGGUCUUUCUCUGAGCAUAAGACCAGGACAGUUUUGCGCUUUAGUAGGUCCAAGUGGAGCCGGAAAGUCUACCGUUUUCACGAUGCUCGAACGAAUGCAUAGACCAGAGUCUGGGAACAUCACUAUUGACGACAGGGAUAUUGGGUCAAGCGAUGUGACGUUCCGCAACACGAUCUCCUACGUGCCGCAAGACAGUGUUCUCUUUGACGGCAGUGUCCGGUUCAACCUCGAGCUUGGCGCGACGCCUGAUCAGAAGAUAACGGACGCUGAGCUUGCAGAGGCAUGUCAGCUCGCAAACAUUCACGACAAGAUCAUGUCUCUUCCCGAAGGAUAUGAUUCAAAUUGCGGGUCGGGAGGCUGCCAGUUAUCCGGUGGCGAGAAACAGCGGCUUGCCGUAGCCAGAGCUCUAAUUCGGAAACCAAGGCUGCUUCUCCUGGAUGAAUCAACAUCAGCUUUGGACGCACAUAACGAGAAGGCACUUGAGAACGGGUUAAGCAACGCUCGCCGCGCCACAGGCAUGACUGUUGUUGCAAUCGCUCACCGUCUAAGCACGAUCAAGAACGCAGACAUCAUCUUUGUCAUCGACGGUGGAAGAGUGAUCGACUCAGGCCGACACGAAGAGCUGUUGGCCAGGUGUGAUAUGUACAGAGUCAAUGCCUCUCACCAAGGCUUCUAG